AUGGACAUGAAAGCGAGAUCCGCGUGAGCGCGGGGGAAGCGUGAGACGAUCGUUCCACUUCUCACUUCCAGUAUCGACGGUCACCGGAUUCGGCGAUGGAUCCCGGCGGGUGUCGGUUGAACGGCGGCGGCGGCGGUGAUAUGAUCACACUGGAGGAUCUGGAGUCUGUGUCGGAGGAGCAGCUGUUGGACAGCCCCGAGGAGGAGCAGCAGGAGCCGCAGGAGGAGCAGGGGAGGCUCCUGAGGUACUGGACGGAUGUGGCGCGCGGACACCAGGUGGAGGUACCGACAGACAUGGCCAAACCCAUCCGUCAGAUCUCCACCAAUAACGAGGGCACACACACACGGGAGCAGGUGCCCUACACACUCCUCACACGCAAGGAGAAGUGCGGUGAGGUGUUGUUUGAGAAGCGUCACUAUGAGAGAGCGCACUGGGCCUGCAUCACAGUUCACGAAGACACGUAUGAACAGAGCAUCUGCUACGGCUUCAUGAAGAUCAUGAGAUACAUCUGCCAGCAGAACUCAGCAGGCAGUUAUCUGGGGCUGACGAUCCCGAUCGUGACGGUGGUGCGCACCAAUGAGACGCACAGGAGUCUGUCGCGAGCCGUGACCAUAGCGUAUUACCUGCCCCCCCCGCACCAGAGCGAUCCGCCGCGGCCACACGACCCCGAGGUCACCGUCGAGCACUGGCCUGCUGCGGUCAUCUACUCCAGGGCCUUCACGGGGGCCACGAACGAGCUGACCAUCCUCCACGAGAUCAGCAGUCUGGCCGAGGCUCUGGACCGUCCAGCCGUCUGCGACUCCUUCAUCAUAGCUGGAUACACCAACCCCGCGGCGGCCCACCGGCAGAACGAGAUCUGGUUCCUGGAGCGGCCCUGAGA
Carassius carassius (crucian carp) is the source of this 880-nucleotide messenger RNA. Its product is annotated as heme-binding protein 1-like. The transcript is spliced from 5 exons. The record is from RefSeq and is a predicted model, not a curated record. Lineage: Eukaryota; Metazoa; Chordata; Actinopteri; Cypriniformes; Cyprinidae. The coding region runs from base 96 to 878 and encodes 260 amino acids.